This is a messenger RNA of Mesorhabditis belari, 1188 nucleotides long. The record is from the annotation of a GenBank genome assembly. NCBI's taxonomy places the organism in Eukaryota, Metazoa, Nematoda, Chromadorea, Rhabditida, Rhabditidae.
AUGCGAACUCUGAUCUUGCUUGCCGCGGUUGCGGCCGUCCUCUAUGCGGAGGUCUUCCGCAUGCAGACCCGCAAAUCGCCAUCCAACAUCGCCCGCAUGAUCAAGGCCGGAACAUACCGUGACUUCUUGGCCCAAAAGCAUGCCCGCAGAGCCGUGCUUGCCUCGGGUUCGCAACCCUUCCUUGACUACUACGAUGACUUCUACCUUGGAAACAUGUCGCUCGGAACUCCUCCCCAGCAAUUCACCAACAUCGUGCUUGACACUGGAUCAUCCAACUUGUGGGUGAUUGAUGCUGCUUGCAAGUCCCAAGCCUGCAAGGGAUACCCCGACUCUGGCUACACCAAGAAUCAGUAUGACAGCACCAAGUCGAGCACCUGGGUGAAGGAUGGACAGCGAUUCUCGAUUCAAUACGGAUCCGGAUCGUGCUCUGGAUACCUUGGAGAUGACACCUGCUCAUUCGGAGGACUCACCAUCAAGGACCAAAAGUUCGGACUUUCCCAAACCAUCGCUGAGGUCUUCGGAUACCAACCAGUUGACGGAAUCCUCGGACUUGGCUGGCCAUCACUCGCCGUUGACAAGGUCGUCCCACCCAUGCAAAACUUGCUUAACCAACUCGAUCAACCAAUCUUCACCGUGUGGAUGGACCGUGUCAAGGACCAUAUUCCCAUGGGAGAGAACGCCGGUUUGAUCACCUAUGGUGCUCUCGACCCAGUCAACUGUGAUGCCACCGUCACCUACACACCUCUCUCGUCCACCACUUACUGGCAAUUCCCCAUCGACGGAUUUGCCGUCGGAAGCUACAAUGCCGCCAAGAAAGACCAAGUCAUCUCUGACACCGGUACCUCAUGGAUCGGAGCCCCAUCCGCCGCCAUCCAAGGAGUCGUCAAGGCCACCAAGGCUCAAUACGACUUCUCAAACGAGUUGUACUACGUCAAGUGCACCCAAAUGGAGCAGCUUCCCGAUCUUGUCUUCACCAUCAGCGGACAACAGUACAACGUAAAAUCGGUCCACUACGUCGUUGACCUUGAGCUCGGAAAUGGAAACUGCGCUUUGACUUUCUUCGAGAUGGACGGAGGUGGCUUCAACCCCGCUUGGAUCCUCGGAGACACUUUCAUCCGUGCCUGGUGCAACGUCUACGACAUCGGACAAAAGCGAAUUGGAUUUGCCCUCGCUAAGCAUAAGAAUGCU